ACGUUUUAGCUUUACACUCCAGUCAAAACGUCAGCAUUUUCUCCGCCGGUAGUGUUCGUCUUUGCAACGAUAACAGAAAAUGCAGUGCUCGAAAGAUGGUGUUCGUAUUUGCCGUACGACAUUCCGUUCAGGCAGAUGGUUGUGGGCCCGCCACGCUUCCACCAAGUUAUUUGUUGGAGGACUUUCCUAUGAUACUAAUGAAGCUGUUCUAAAGGAUGCUUUUGGACGACAUGGCGAGAUAAUUGAAGCAGUUAAAGUUAUAUGUGAUCACGUCAGUGGAAGAUCAAAAGGGUACGGGUUUGUGCGGUUCACUUCUGAAACUACUGCCACCAUAGCUCUAAAAGAAAUGGAUGGUCAGAUGUUGGAUGGCAGAAAUAUCCGUGUGCAUUAUGCACACCGGGGGUAGCAACUUGGAUCUCAGGUACAAGCACUUUGAGGCAUGGAGGAAGGUUGGGACUCAGUUCCGCUAACAUUUUGUGGCUCUUGCCAUGAGAUUAAUUGAUGAAGCUAUAAGCUAUCUCAUCUGUUGGGUGAACUGUCAUGGUUGCAUCUCCAAGUCUUCAUGUGUUUCAGAAGUAAAUGAGAAGCUGGAUGCUGCUAAAGGUUUACUCAAUUCAGCGGACUUGCUGCUGGAUCCUAUACAUGUGACAGCCUUGGCAUAUUGUUAACUACAAACAAACAAACCUGUUUCUUAAAGAGACACUUUCAAGAGGAUGAAUUUUUUCCAUCGUUUUUGAGGAUUUUAGAAUUUGGAGUGUCAAAUCUCCCUGUGCUGACAGUUUAUCUGUUUAUGGAAGUGGUUUAUCAAUAAUUCCUAAAUUGUCCAUUUUAGCUUAAGGGUUGAGCACAUAAAGGGCUCUAAGGUUUUUGAAAGUUUUAUAUAAUAUUUUGCAUUUA
Molecule: messenger RNA, 897 nt
Organism: Quercus lobata
Lineage: Eukaryota; Viridiplantae; Streptophyta; Magnoliopsida; Fagales; Fagaceae
Product: glycine-rich RNA-binding protein 2, mitochondrial-like
Exons: 5
Coding region: 80-406 (108 amino acids)
Molecular function (GO): RNA binding
Source: RefSeq, a predicted model, not a curated record